CAUAUUGGAAAUAUCUUCAAUAUCAUACUCGUAGACACGCUCUGCGUCUUAGUACUGUACUAAGUACAGUAAUAAUUGCAGCGAAGGGAAAGGCUUGUCAUUUCACAUUAUGAACGAGUGGAAUCCAGUGGCAAAGGUAUAUAUACCUUUAAAAGCAGGCAGCAUUGAUGGCACUGACACUGAGCCUCAUGACCGUGCUGUUUGGAGGGCCAUGGUGGCUCGUUAUAUACCCAACAAAGGAGUUACUGGAGACCCACACCUUACUCUUUUUGUUGCCCGCCUUCAUCAGCAAACAACCGAGGAAAAGCUGCGAGAGGUUUUUUCGAAGUAUGGUGACAUUCGGAGACUGCGACUUGUGAGGGAUGUUGUAACUGGUUUCUCCAAGGGUUAUGCUUUCAUCGAGUAUAAGGAAGAGCGCUCUGUGACAAGAGCACGUCGGGAAGCCAACAAAUUGGUGGUGGACCAGCAAGAACUCUUUGUGGACUUUGAGCAGGAGCGGACCUUGGAAGGCUGGAUACCACGGCGCAAAGGUGGAGGACUAGGAGGAAAGAAGGAGUCAGGCCAGCUGAGAUUUGGUGGGAGAGACAGACCUUUCAGAAAGCCAAUCAAUCUCCCUUCUGUGAAAGAUGACUGGGGGAUGCAUCCAAAAAGGUCAAGAGAUCACAGGUGGGAGAGGGAGGAAAAAUGUAGUGACAGAGAUCUCUCACCUACCAGAGACAGGCAUUAUGAACAGGAUCGAGAGAAAAGAGAGUGUGAGAAAGGGAGAUAUAUGAAGGAUUUACAAUAUCAGAAAAAAAGAAAAGAUGCCAGGUAGAAGAAUCGACAAAGACGUGGAGGGAUUUACAGGGACUGAGAAAAGGAUGACAGAGGAUGCCGAGAUCAGGGGAAGCACAUGGACACUGUACUAUCCUGUUUGUUUGACUGUUGAAUGGCUGUUUGAUUUAAAAAUGGCUAACAUUUUCUUUUAUUUUUUUAUUUUCAUAUUAAAUUACUCAAUAUAUUCUGAGUUUGAAAGACCGUCUUUCAAGGUAUAAAAUUUUUGUUUGUGUUGGGAAAUAAAUAU
Molecule: messenger RNA, 1063 nt
Organism: Scleropages formosus (Asian bonytongue)
Lineage: Eukaryota; Metazoa; Chordata; Actinopteri; Osteoglossiformes; Osteoglossidae
Gene: snrnp35
Product: small nuclear ribonucleoprotein 35 (U11/U12)
Exons: 2
Coding region: 110-814 (234 amino acids)
Biological process (GO): mRNA splicing, via spliceosome
Cellular component (GO): precatalytic spliceosome; U12-type spliceosomal complex
Molecular function (GO): snRNA binding; mRNA binding
Source: RefSeq, a predicted model, not a curated record